Molecule: messenger RNA, 687 nt
Organism: Lasiosphaeria miniovina
Lineage: Eukaryota; Fungi; Ascomycota; Sordariomycetes; Sordariales; Lasiosphaeriaceae
Exons: 3
Coding region: 1-660 (219 amino acids)
Source: RefSeq, a predicted model, not a curated record
AUGGCCCACAUCCGAGAACAGCUGUGCGCCGAGAGGUUCGAUCAGGUCCCAGCGAAGCCUCGUCGCUCCUCUGGAGAUCUUGGAGCUGAGCCUCUCGGCUACAACUGCUUCCUCCUAUCAUCAGAUGACUUCGAUGCGGACUUCCGGUCAUUCUAUGGGACACUCUUGGGUGUAGGCGACCUGAGAGAUGACAGCCCUGCCGAGCCAACGUCUUACCUGGAGGAGAGCAUCGACCCGUAUGCUUACCUCUGGAGUACGCCCGAGGCGUUCUGGAAGCCCGGCUGUCUCGACACCCAAAGCACGAAUGAGGAAAUCGACCUAGGGCUCUAUAGCUUGGGCUGCUUUGGCAUUCUAGGGAUGGAGACCCGGUCUUUCCCCCCCCCGGCACAGGCGCCUGGCCUAGAUGCGCCUAAAUCAUCACAGGCCGAGUUGCUCGUGUCAGUUGGUGUCGACAAACCUAGGCGCCCAAACACCGCGGAUAUCGAGUUCACAACUCUACACUCGCCGAAGAACAAGAGACUAUCGGUAUCGCCGCGGGGGCGAUGUGGGAGGGCGAAUCGUCGUGGCGUAGGUGUCAAACCUUUGCCACCGAAAGCACACCGCAAGCGGAGACGUCGUCGCUCCGUCCUUGCCCACAUCGAGAGAAUUGGCGUGUACUAACCUGACGGCUCAGCACGGCGGCGGGCA